AGUCCCCUGCCCAUAAGCAUCCUGUCUGUCUCUAUGUCUAUGUGUUAAUCUCCCCUGGUUUCGCUACAACAGGUCUCAUCGCAGAGCCCCUUUAACAGAACACAGAGAGUCAAGUCUCUCUCUUUUUGUCUCUCUCUCUCUUCUCCUCUCUCUUCCUCUCUCUUCCUUUUCCUUUCUUUUUUCAGAAUGGAGUCUCUGGCCAUGCUGGUCCUCCUCUUCUUCUCUCAGGGUCAAAGUUCAACCCCGGAGGUUGAGAAGAGGUCAACGUGUGAUCGAUGUGACGAGCGUCUCUUCUGCAACUGCUCCUCGCGGAACUACCGACACGUUCCCACGGUAACCGUCACCGAGGUCGUAACCCUCGACCUCUCCUUCAACGACAUCACCACGGUCGCUGAGGACGAUCUGAGAGAGUACACGUGGUUACGAACCCUUGAUCUCCGUAGCAACAGGAUCCAGAGUAUCCACGAAUGGGCCUUCCACCUUCUGCAGGGCCUGGAGUCUCUGGACUUGUCUUAUAACCAGCUGGCUGCUCUGAAUCCGGUCUGGUUCUCCAAGCUCCUCUCCCUACAACACCUCAACCUGCUGGGCAACUGUUACAGGACCCUCGGCCCUGGAGGGACGCUGUCUCUCUUCAGGUCUCUGAUCAGGCUGAGGUUUCUGAGGUUUGGGAACCCUGCUCUGGAGGAGGUGAGGAGAGGAGACCUGGCUGGAGUCAGACAGUUGGACCAGCUGGAGGUCUACGGGAAUAACCUGAAGAGGUAUGACCCUGGAAGCAUUGGUGAUCUUUGGCCUCUAAGGGUCGUGACGCUGCGUCUCCGAGGACCUUUCCAGGACAACCUGACACUCGUCUCCUCUAUCUUCCAUGACGUCUCCUACUCAGAAACCUUUCUGGUAGUCGCCGACGUCCUGCUGCUCGAGAAGACCUCCGUCGCACCGUUCAGUGAGAUCAACCAGAGACGGCUACGGUCCAUUCUGUUCCAGAACGCAACCUUGACGGACGAGGCCAUCAUUCACUUCCUGGAGGUUAUGGACUGGGCUUCUCUUGAGUCCUUCGGAUUAGAGGAUGCAACGUUCCAUGGUACAGGCGCCUGGAAGCCGGCUAGACAGACUCACCUUGUCAACAUGGACACAGUCUACUUCAGAAACAUAGAGGUCGUGAAAGUCUUUAAGUUCACCUCCUUCCUGAACCUGGGGUUUCUACUGAAAUACCUCAGACAGAUCUCUAUCAUUAACUGUAAGGUGUAUGUAAUGCCGUGUCUGACCUCUCACCUGUUGACCCAACUGGAGUACCUGGACUUGAGUAGUAACCUGCUGACUGAUCUGACCUUGACGGAAUCUCUGUGUCACGGGCAUGGGAUCCUGAGGAAUCUCAGAGUUAUUAACGUCAGCGACAACGCCUUAAAGUCCAUUUCCAUCAUCAGCAAACUCGUCACCCGUCUGGACAAACUAAUCCACCUGGACAUCAGUCAGAACGCCUACACCUCCAUGCCUCCCACUUGCUCCUGGCCACAGACCCUGACUCACCUCAACAUCUCGUGGGCUAAGCUGCAGAGGGUCACCCACUGUCUGCCCCUGACCCUGGAGAUCCUGGAUCUGGGACACAACGACCUGACGGCUUUCCAUAGUGUUGCUCUCCCGGUCCUGAGGGAGCUGCACCUCUCUGGGAACAAGUUGAGGCGUUUGCCACCUGGAUGGUUGUUCCCUAGCCUGGAGGUUCUCCUGAUCCAGAGCAACACUCUCAACAUGUUUGGACCCAUGGACCUCCAACUCUACAGGAAGCUCCGAGCACUGCAGGCCGGUCAGAACAGGUUUGUGUGUUCCUGUGAGUUUGUCUACUUCAUGGUCUGGAGGUGGGGUGGAGCAGUAGAGGGCAGCGUUGAGCUAACAGACAGAUGGGAUAACUACCUUUGUGACUCACCGCUGCCCCUGCAGGUCAUUUAAAUAUUUAUUAUAUUU
Molecule: messenger RNA, 1956 nt
Organism: Salmo salar (Atlantic salmon)
Lineage: Eukaryota; Metazoa; Chordata; Actinopteri; Salmoniformes; Salmonidae
Source: RefSeq, a predicted model, not a curated record